AUGGACCCCGUUUCCAAUGCUGUGCACAUCCAGAUGCCUGCGCCUGCCCAACAAUCCUCUCCCCACGAGGCUCCGCCGCAGACGGGCGUCCUCCGGCCGGCGGACAAGACGCUGUCGAGCGCGUCGGACCUCCUGAAGCUCCUGCCGACGGGCACGGUGCUGGCCUUCCAGGCGCUCGCGCCGUCCUUCAGCAGCAACCACGGCGUCUGCCACGCGGCCAACCGGUGCCUGGUCCUGGCGCUCAUCGGCGGCUGCGCCGCCUCAUGCGUGCUCCUCUCCUUCACGGACAGCCUCGUCGGCCGCGACGGCAGGCUCUACUACGGCGCGGCCACGCUCGGGGGCUUCUACCCUUUCAACUUCACCGGCACGCGCGCCGAGCGGGACGCGGCGUUCAAGGACCUCUCCAGGUUCCGGGUCACGCCCAUGGACUUGGUGCACGCCGUCGUUUCGGCGCUCGUGUUCCUCGCCGUAGCGUUCGCCGACGCCGGCAUACAGAGCUGCCUGUUCCCGGACGCCGGGACGGAGACGAGGGAGCUGCUGGUCAACUUGCCGGUUGCCGCUGGCUUCCUCGCUAGCAUGGUGUUCAUGAUCUUCCCCACUACCAGGAAGAGCAUCGGCUACACGGAUAUGAUGCCCCACUCGCAGUGA
Messenger RNA from Aegilops tauschii subsp. strangulata, 648 nucleotides. Its product is annotated as protein DMP5-like. NCBI's taxonomy places the organism in Eukaryota, Viridiplantae, Streptophyta, Magnoliopsida, Poales, Poaceae. The record is from RefSeq and is a predicted model, not a curated record. Gene Ontology annotation, biological process: endomembrane system organization.